Molecule: messenger RNA, 705 nt
Organism: Camelina sativa (false flax)
Lineage: Eukaryota; Viridiplantae; Streptophyta; Magnoliopsida; Brassicales; Brassicaceae
Source: RefSeq, a predicted model, not a curated record
AUGAUAUAUCAAUCCUCAAUUCAGUUUGGUCAUAAGGUUGAUGAGGUGGCAAAGGCAGAGAUGCAGGGGGUUCUUAGGAUAACAAAUUUGGGCGGUACGGGAUCAUAUCUUGGUUUACCGGAGAGUUUGGAUGGGUCUAAAACGAAGGUUUUCUCUUUUGUUCGAGAUAGACUGCAGGGUCGGACGAAUGGUUGGACGGCGAAAUUGCUUUCAAAAGGGAGAAAAGAGGUGAUGAUUAAAUCAGUUGCAGCUGCUGUACCGACAUUUGUGAUGUCUUGUUUUCGGUUACCGAAAGCAAUCACAUCUAAACUUACUGGUGCAGUGGCCAACUUUUGGUGGAGUACCAAUGGCCAGUCAGGGGGUAUGCAUUGGUUAGCUUGGGAGAAAUUAUGUUGUAGUAAGCAGGUGGGCGGACUGGGUUUCAGGAAUAUUGAUGAUUUUAAUUCGGCGUUGUUGGCUAAACAGUUAUGGCGGCUGAUUGAGGCUCCGGACUCACUGAUUGCCAGGGUUUUCAAAAGUAGGUAUUAUCAGAACUCGAACCCAAUGGAACUGAUUCCAUCAUACUCUCCAUCGUAUGGGUGGAGGAGUAUUGUCUCUGCUAGAUCUUUGGUAUACAAAUGGCUUAUUAAAAGGUUGGCUCUGGGGAAUCUAUUUAUAUAUGGACAAAUCCCUGGGUACCAGCUCAAUUCCCGAGACCAGCUUUAA